Molecule: messenger RNA, 760 nt
Organism: Spinacia oleracea (spinach)
Lineage: Eukaryota; Viridiplantae; Streptophyta; Magnoliopsida; Caryophyllales; Amaranthaceae
Product: protein CAJ1
Exons: 7
Coding region: 163-570 (135 amino acids)
Cellular component (GO): nucleus; cytoplasm
Molecular function (GO): protein folding chaperone; protein-folding chaperone binding
Source: RefSeq, a predicted model, not a curated record
GGGCGAAGGGAAGGUGGCAAUUCUGGUUGAAGACUUGAAGAAAGUGUUGUUCUGGAAUUUCCCAAUGAAAUCGAGUGCUUUGUAAAUGAAGAGCGGAGAAGCAAGGCUUUUGCUGGGAUUUCCUCCCAACUCUCGUCCUACCCCUUCUCAGGCGAAUUGGUGAUGGAUCAUCUAUGUUACUUGGACGGACUCAGACCACAAUUGCAGGUGAAAGCCGCCUAUAAAAGGAAGGUUUGGGAUGUUCAUCCUGAUCUUUUUCCAGUUGAUAAAGCUAGUUAUGCCGAAUCACAAUUCAAAAUGAUUUCUGAAGCGUACAAGUGCCUCUUGACUGCAGUAAAUCCAAUGGAAUCUGCAGGUGGAGGUCCUAGAGGAAGUUCAAGCUCAGUUACUUACACACGGGUCGUGCGGACUGGGGUACCAAGGGUGCAUGGAGGAAGACAUCAUCUUUUAGUUGGCCUACCCUUCCUUCUGGUUUUGUUUGGAACAGUUGGACUUGGAGGUAUAAGUGUUACCAGGGCUUAUAGAAAGGAAAAAGAAGCAUACCCAUCUCAUAAUCCUUUUCUCCCUUGAUCCAAUUACUGGACAAAACAACUUCUUAGAACAGCAUAGACUGCUCAGAAAUGGAAUAGCACUUUUGACCAAAUACUAUUGCUCAUCAUUGUCCAUGUUUUAGUAAUAUUGAAAUCAGAUUUUUGACAUUGCCAUGUGGUAAAUAAUGUAAUACUUCAUACUACCUAUUACAAUUGUUUCAUUCCUGUUC